Molecule: messenger RNA, 2450 nt
Organism: Odontomachus brunneus
Lineage: Eukaryota; Metazoa; Arthropoda; Insecta; Hymenoptera; Formicidae
Exons: 1
Coding region: 207-1709 (500 amino acids)
Cellular component (GO): extrinsic component of mitochondrial inner membrane
Source: RefSeq, a predicted model, not a curated record
AUGCUCAAGUAGGAGCACAUGUAAACAUUUCAUUAGUGUCCUCUGGACAGUUGUUGAAUCUACAAUCAAUAUAUAAGUUCUUAAAGCUUAAGCUUUCGAGUUUGAUACGUUAUUUUCAAAAAUUGUUGUAUUUGUAAAAAGAACGUUCCUAAACGUCAGUUACAUACAUACACGCAUUAACACGCACGCAUACCGCAUUGAGAGUAAUGACAGAAAAUAUGGAAGAGUGUAAGUCAGAAAAUAUGGCAGACGAUAUGACAAAGGAUGUGACAGAGAUUGUGGCAGACUUUAUGGCAGAUUUUAUGGCAAAGAAUCUGACAGAAGAUAUGGCAGAGUAUAUGGUAUUGGAUGAGGAAGAGGAUAUGGCAGAGGAUGUGGCAGAGGAUGUGGCAGAGGAUGUGGCAGAGGAUGUGGCAGAGGAUGUGGCAGAAGAUGUGAUAGAGGAUGUGGCAGAGGAGGCACAUAACUUACUACUUUCGCGUUUAAAUUAUAACAUUUUUUUCCACCCCAAUCUUUGUCAUGUUUGUAAGUCGGCAGAACAGAACAAGCUGAGACCUUGCAUGAAGUGCAAAAUGAUCUUUUACUGCAGCGAGGAGCACAGGCUGUUGGACGAAAAGAAACAUCAAGAGAUCUGCCAGAUUAUAAAAAAUAUUAUUGAGGAAAAAAACGUGUGGCAGAAUCGUAACAUGGAGCCGCAGAAAUGGUUUGAUUUGAGAUGGUCGAAUAUGAAUGAUUUGCAGCGAAUGGUACAACGUAGAUUGAGGCGCAAUGAAACGGAAAUAUUCUUAAAUGUGAAAUCAUGUUUUAUUUGCCGCGAACAGCAAAAUCUAGUUGAUAUUUGUCACGUCUGCAAAUCUAUCAACAUGUGCGCUAUUCACACAGCCAUUAAUAAAAACCAUAACUGUGAAAUGCGAAAACUUUCUCUUGAAAUAAACAUAUUUACAGCCGGUAGGGAUGAGGAUCAAGUAAUUCCGGCAAAGCUUCUUUAUUUAAAACCAAACAUUCCUGACAUGAAAUCAUUUAUUGAAAAAAGCUUAAAUUAUUCAAAGAGUUCAAAUUCUUGGCCACUUCAAUUUUACGUAUAUAGUGAAAUCUUCGCAAGGCCGUUGACGCUGCUUUACGGGUUGAAGGUUGUAAAUUUAUCACAACUUCUGUCGAUACAUGAUACCUUUGUCAUUCAUGUUAUAAAUGGACACUUCAACCUCUCGAAUAAUUUAUUAGCUUGGGAAAUCAUUUUACACGAAUUUCCUCGCAUCACAAAUCUGAUAAUUAUAAUGAUAAGUUCAACACUCUGGGAUAAUACUAGAGACAUACAGCUUUGUGAUAUUUGCACACGUAAUCGGAAAAGGUUACGGUAUAGAUACGUUUCUAAGGAGUAUCAUGAAUAUAUAGGGACUUCGAUUUAUAUGCGACCAGUUGUGAUUAUAGGAUAUGAUGGGGAAUUGGAUAAUAACAAUACAUCGACAUUAAAUGCACGAGCAAUGCAGCGUGAAUAUUGCCCGGUACUUUUAGCUUCUUCGUCAGUAAUUGAGACACAAAGGAACAUCCUUUAUAUGCAGGAAGUGUUAAACAUACACUUAACACCAAUUUUUAAUAAUAAGAAUAAAUUUCCAUCUCAUAGACCAAUCAGAGAUUAUGUGAAUGACACUGUGUACAUUCCUCAGCUGUAUUUAAUUGUCUAUCAAAACCUGGUUACCACAACAAAUUGAGUAAUACUAGAUGAUAAUUAUUCGGUUACUCUGGUGAUAUAAUUAUAAAUAUACAAGACACAAUGCUUGGACGAAUGGAUUUUUGAGAAUUUUUUAUUUUUUAUUAUUUUAAAGCUGAUUUCGAAAACAUGUUUUGUUUAGUUUUAUUGCUUUCUCCUCGUUCUUUUUUUGAUGUAUUAAAUGUAUUGUGUAUUAAAAUACUAAAUAAAUAUACUAGGUGCGUUUUUAAUACGUUACUAUAUUACCAUAUAUACUAAUAUGUUACUAUAUUACUAUAUAUGUUAAUAUAUGUUAUAUAUGCUUUUAAUAUGUUACUAUAUUACUAUAUAUGUUAAUACUAUUACUGUAUAUUAUUAAAUCAUCCUGCAAACUUUUCCUAUAACUUUAAAUUUAGUUGUAAUGAUAUCGUAAUCUUCUUUGAAAUUUUCUUAAAACCAAAUACGCAUUUGAUAUAUACAAGCUGAAACUUUUUAUAAAAUAAAUAUUUCCGCUCUAAUCGAUAACUUAAGAUAUAAAUUUUGAAAUUUUUUAUUAUUUCUGUUACACAUUAAGCACAAUAAUUCAAUUAGUUUUUGCAUACUUACUCUUAUUAUGUAAAAAAAUUUGUAAUUCUGUGCAGCCAAUGUGAUGUAAACUUUACAGAAAAAGGUCAGUAUCUUUUGGUAAAGUUUUCAAGUAUGGCGUCCCUUAAAACUUUUGUUACGGAUGAAAAAUAAAUAACAUUAACCUUCUGAGAACCGU